AUGGCGACCGCACUCGCCGAGCAACUUGAGUCUACUUCGUUAGAGGGACAAGACCCUGACUGGAAAUCAAAACUGAAGGCUCCCAAAAAAGAUCUGAGACCACAGACAGAGGAUGUCACCGCUACUAAAGGUCUUGAUUUUGAAGAUCUCUAUAUCAAACGAGAGCUAUUGAUGGGUAUCUUUGAGGCUGGUUUCGAAAAGCCGUCACCUAUUCAAGAAGAGACCAUUCCAGUAGCAUUAACCGGUCGUGAUAUCCUUGCCCGUGCCAAAAACGGCACAGGGAAGACCGCCGCCUUCGUCAUCCCUGCUCUUGAGAGGGUAAAUCCCAAGAGUACGAAAACACAGGCACUUAUUCUCGUACCAACAAGAGAACUCGCCCUACAGACAUCACAAGUUUGUAAGACAUUGGGGAAGCAUCUGGGCAUCAAUGUCAUGGUUACCACCGGAGGGACUGGAUUGAAAGAUGACAUCAUUCGCUUGAAUGAGGCUGUGCAUAUUCUAGUCGGAACACCGGGCAGGAUCCUUGAUCUUGCUGGCAAGGGAGUGGCCGAUUUUAGCGAAUGCCCGACGUUUAUCAUGGACGAGGCAGAUAAGCUUCUCAGUCCUGAGUUCACGCCUAUCAUCGAACAACUUCUUGCGUACUUCCCCAAUGAUCGGCAGAUAAUGUUAUUUAGUGCAACCUUCCCUCUUGUUGUGAAGAGCUUUAUGGACAAACACUUGAACAAACCAUAUGAGAUCAAUUUGAUGGAUGAGCUCACUCUUCGCGGUGUAACGCAAUACUAUGCGUUUGUAGAAGAAAAGCAGAAAGUUCACUGCCUUAAUACUCUCUUUUCGAAGCUACAAAUUAAUCAAUCUAUAAUUUUUUGCAACUCAACAAACCGUGUUGAGCUACUGGCCAAGAAAAUUACAGAACUUGGCUACUCAUGUUUUUACUCUCACGCCAAAAUGCUUCAGAACCACCGUAACCGGGUCUUCCAUGAUUUCAGGAACGGUGCUGUAAAUGUUGUCAUCAAUUUUGAUUUCCCCAAAAAUGCGGAGACAUAUCUUCAUCGUAUCGGGCGUUCUGGUAGAUUUGGUCAUCUUGGUCUCGCUAUUAAUCUUAUCAACUGGGAAGACAGGUUCAACCUUUACAAAAUCGAGCAAGAGCUUGGAACCGAAAUUCAGCCAAUACCUCCAACAAUCGACAAGAAGCUUUAUGUUUACGACUCUCCUGAGUCUAUUCCUAGGCCUCCAUCAACCCCACAACCCACACGUCAAAACCAAGGAGAUAACCAGAAUCUCCAGCAAUUGCAACAGCGAAACGCCAAUCACGCUACCCACAAUCGUGCUCCCAAUCACGGGCAAGGAAGGGGCCGAGGAUUUCAGCACCAGCAAGGUCCCAACCAAGGCCAAUACAAUAAUAAUCAAGGCUUUAACCAACAACAGAACCGUCGCCCUGGGCCUCGGUACAACCAGAAUCAAGGCCAACCGGGAGGACGUCCAAAUGGGUUCGGACCUCCGGAUGCUGGGCCGCAAGUACGAGCUCAGUAG
Morchella sextelata is the source of this 1530-nucleotide messenger RNA. RefSeq lists its product as uncharacterized. NCBI's taxonomy places the organism in Eukaryota, Fungi, Ascomycota, Pezizomycetes, Pezizales, Morchellaceae. Gene Ontology annotation, molecular function: RNA helicase activity; ATP binding; mRNA binding. Gene Ontology annotation, cellular component: cytoplasmic stress granule; P-body. Gene Ontology annotation, biological process: cytoplasmic stress granule assembly; P-body assembly. The coding region runs from base 1 to 1530 and encodes 509 amino acids. The transcript has 7 exons. The record is from RefSeq and is a predicted model, not a curated record.